Molecule: messenger RNA, 1153 nt
Organism: Ambispora gerdemannii
Lineage: Eukaryota; Fungi; Glomeromycota; Glomeromycetes; Archaeosporales; Ambisporaceae
Source: the annotation of a GenBank genome assembly
AAUGGAGCAGGAGGUUGAGCAGGUGUUUAAUCUUUUCGAUAGUGAGCUCCGUUUGCUCACUAAUGCGGUGUUCCAGUUUGAACACCAGCUGGUGUACGCCGUGAAAGGAGAGUUUCUGGCGCAGGCUGUUUCUACUCUUUCAUGUGGCGGUGCGUUAGUAGCACAUAUUUCUGAACAGCAGACAAAGCCGGUGUUGUUAGUCCAAGCACCGAACAACGCCAUAGCGUUAGGCAUCGGCGAGCUGUACAAGAUCAUAACGAAUUUGGCACGGAGCGCCAGUGGAAUACCUCAACAGUUGUUUGACCAUUUCAAGUUGUUGUUACGAAUGGAAGCUGGGUGUCAGAUCCAAUUGUCUAAUGGACAAGUGGUGAACAUUUUUGGCUCAACCAAGGGUUUCAAGUGCUUAGAAACGCGGCAGCAAUCGAUGAUAUGGCAGAUCAACGCACUCGUCCAGUAUAUACGAAACGAUUGGGAGUUCAUGGUACCGGAGAUACUUGUGUUGUCGCUAUUAUUGUCGCUAUUAUUGAUGUCCUGGUCGUUCAAUGAUCUGUGGAAAAUUUACGAAGAGUGCAAGAUCAAGGAAGAACUGACGGAAGCCGACAAGCGAGAGUGGCUUGAGCUUCUCAACAGUGUAGAAGCAAUUUUGAUUAAAAUCUGCGACAAGCUGAAGUUCAGAUUUAAUGUCCCUCUUAACAAACUUUUUAAAGCCCUGGUCUUAGAAACUACAAAUCUUAUCAGUAAGCUCGAAAGAACGAAAGAGGAUAUCAAGGAGAGGAUCGAAAUAUUGAAGGAACAAGCGAUGGACCGCGCGAAGAAACGAAAUAUGUUUGCAGUGGCCACCGGAGUCAUCACCGGCAUCACAUACUUUUGUGUGCCCAAGCCAUUCUGGGCACUCGGAAUGAUCAGCGGUGGAGCCACUUUUGUUGGUGCAGUCGUCAUGACGAAAUCGGUGAAUGCUCUGAUGCAAGCACAAAGAAAGCAGGAAGAAGUGUUGAAUAAUCUGGAGUACUUGAAUGAGCAGCUCUCAUCCAUCGAACAUUACACAACGGACUUAGAAUACGAACCUGUCGCUCAUGGGGUCCUCUUACACCAAUUCAGAAGGUAUUUAGGAAGCAUACAACAUUUCAGACGCAGUUUAGUAGAUGACGAAUAA